GCCACACUUGGGAAUUGACGACGUUAAAUCUGUUCUAAAAUAAUUCAUUUGACUUAAUUAGCCACGAUGAUUAAAACAUUAAUGUCAAGUUUGUCCGUUAUAUUGGUUUUGCAGAUAGUGUUGCUGUUCUCGUAUGGAAACGCUGAAGGUGAAAAUACGACGACUCCAACCCCGACAACCACAGGUACAUCUGAGAACUCAACAACUUCAAUUUCAACAGCUACAACUUCAACAUCUACCAGUACCACAGUUAAAACAACUACAACACCUACAACACCUACAACAUCGACCAAUCCUGCAGACACAUGCUCAUCAUACAAAAACAAAACUGAGUGUUGUCAAAAUCACUGCCAGUUUGUCAACUGCACCGAAGGAGAUACAACAGUUGUCACUUGCCAGCAGUUGACGACUUUGAAACCGGACUGUGUUAAUAUGUGUGAAACUGUGAUCACUUCAACUGUACCCACUUCAACAGUAACAGUCGUCACCAGUUCCACCGCAGCUAAAAGUACAGCAACAGCACUUCCAACCAACACAAGCUCAGCAUCUCCAGCUACUCACAGUGGGGGCCAGCACUUUGACGGAGCCUCGUUCAUUGGUGGAAUCAUCCUGUGUGCUUGCGUUGUGGGCAUAGUUGUGGUUACCUGGAAGUUUUACAAGUGCCGCCAAGAGAGAAACUACCAUCACCUGCACUAAGAUAUACCCACGGUUUCUGUUGCUGUUGUUUAAUCCCCCUACCCUGCCUUUCCAAAUUCACUUUGUUCUGUGUAAAGACGUAUGUGCCUUCUGUAAUAUUUUAAAAGUAUAUUUAUAUGGGUCAAACCGUUGAAUGUGUCUGGAGAUACUUCAUAUUCCCUGUUUUACCUUGUCUUCUUAAGCAUUCCUUUGUUAAAAAGUAAUAUAUAUUUUAUUGGUGGUGUUUUUAAAUGAGGCCAAGCCUAGAAAAUAUAUAUUCAGGGUUUAAGCUGUCGUUAUCCGAAUUGUCAAAUACAUAUUAAAGUUGAAUUUGACUAUUUCUUCAUUAUUAAUUCACUAUGAAGCUAGUUUGAAAAUUGCAUGUCCUUGUUGGAUAAUAUAUGUACCAUCAUUUUAACUGUUUGGCUGACUGAAACUUGAAUUUGGCUACACUUUUUUUUUUCCUUGAAACGAAAUUCGCCAAAUGUUUUAUUUCUGGGUCCAGCUUAAACCCUGAUAUUGGUUAUUGUAACCUGACUUAGUUAUAAACAUUUUCCUAUGAUAUAUUUCUCAUGGUUGAUAACGACAUACAAUCGGAAGUAAGUUAUGACUGAGUAAGAAAAUACACUUGGUCAAUCAUAAAUAUGACUAUUUAGGCUAUUUAAGUUUACCAAAGUUUAUCGAUGAAGUAACAUAUCUGUACUAUCGAAGUGAGUAUUAAAAAACAUGAAAAAGGUUUUUUUCUAAGAAAUUAAAGUUGGACUUGACUGCUCAUCUAAUGCUUCCAUGGAAAUGAUCAUCCAACUGAAACGUUAACACUCAGUCUGAUAGGCAACUUCAUCACUUUUAUGUGAUCAAAAGAACUUGGUCUUUUAUUAUUUAACAUUUAACUCUGAAAUAUAUGGAACAUUUGUGAAGUAAAAAUUAGAAAAAGUGUUGAAGGUCCUGAGAAACAUUUUCCAUCAACAUUUGCAGCAGUGUUUGUCAGUUUCUCUGACUAGUAAUACGUUUUCCAAUAACCAACAAUAGCUGGUCAGGUUAUGGUAAACAAAGUUGGUUUUCAGGAUGGCCUCAUGGUACAAGCUUGAAGGUAUUUGAACACUUGGAAGAUUUGAGUGUGUCAGUUUUGCGAUCAAGACUAUCUUUACAUCACUAUGCACCAGUCAAGUUAUGUUUUGCCCAUACCGGCUUGUGAAUUGGUAUGUCAACUACUUUAUUUUAAAAGCCAGAUAGAAAUACAAUGUGUUCAGAAGGAUAUAUUUAUUUUCUCAUAUAUUUCUCUACCUGAAGUCUUUCAUUGGCUGAUUCCAUGUUGAAAUCCGAUCUGACAUUGGCCACCACUGUUCGUAUCCAGGUGAUUAUUCAUCACAUGUUAAAGCUGGUGUAACCCAUGACCCAGUUACACCAGCAGUGUUUUGACUGAUUGAAUAAAAUGUCACCUGGAGACAGAAGCACAUUGGUUGAUGUCAGAUCUGCUAUAAGUAGAGAGGCAGUAAGAUCAGAUUUUAAUUCGAUUGAGUAUUCUCGUACAUACACUUCAUAAAAAGAAACACUUUUAAGUUUUAAACUCACAAAUAUCUAUACACCAUAGUAGAAGUUCAGAUGUCUGGCUUUCGAGUCAAAACAAAAUGCCAAACAGUAUUUUGGUUAGUUAGUAUUAUUAUGAAGUAAGCUGUUUGUGCGAUAUUGAAUAUAUAUAUGUUGUUGGGCAGGACUUUCUAGUGUCGAUGUGAUAGGAGGAGGGGCUGGGUAUCGGGUAUGGAAAGACAGAGAAAAAUCAGAAUUUAUAAGCUGUCCCCCAGCCCUCUCUACCGAUAACAACAACCCCAAACAAAAACCACUGAAAACCACACAAAAGAUCCUGACUGAUACAUGACAGUAUGAUAUCUGUUUUCCUCGUAUGACAGUAAAUAAAGUAUUCACUGAUCUUGUGAUUCUCUCGGGAUAGUUGAUCCUAUCUCUGACAUCAUCUUUAUUCCAGUUAAACACCCAACGUAAAGAAUAAACUGGCUUUUGUUUAGCUAUUUUGAUGAACUGAAAACCACAAUUCUUGAUUUGUUAAGUGUACAGCAUUUGAUGCAACAGUUACUGUUAAUUGUAUUUGGGCUGUUGGCAUUUCACCGCUUAAAUCACGGAGCAUGUAUGUCACCCAGCACAUAUACGGAACACAUAUUGUCCAGAACAUACUGUAAAGCUUGGCUCUUGGCAAUUGUGGACACAAGCUCUGUUGUAUUAAGUUAUUAUUGUCAGAGUUAACCUUUAUAAAGCAUACUUCUACUUAGUCAUUCCAUAUAACUUUUAAAUUCUCUCACUUCAAGAUUGUGCUGUGUCAAGAUGAGAAUGGUGAAAAUGACCUUGAAAACUUGCUUCACCCACCUUGUAACAUUGUUUUUUUUAUCUUGGCUUACAAAGUCAAAUGAAGAUAUCUAGGUGUUACUUUCUUGAUGGCGAUGGCAUCACCUUUUGUUUUUAGUUCAAACAUUUUUUCAUAUUUGGGUUCAUUUUUCACAAACUCUACUAGAUCAAUGAAACUGCUUUAUACUUAAAUCUAUACAUGUUCCAACUCAAUUCAUGUUUAAAUAAUUAAAAAUUAAUUAACUGAUUUAAAAAAAAACCCCAAAAACCCAUUUAUUUUAAAGAACUAGAACAUAUAUCCUGAAUAUUACAUGACAAAUUAUUUCUUUAUUCCUGGAAUCAGUUUAUGGUAGGCAAGAUCAUUGAAGUCUUGUUAUUGAAUCCUUUUUGACUUUUAUUUGACCAUGAUAAAUGUGAAGGUUGAAAAUGGUUCCAUUCUUAUGGCUUCAUAAAUAUUGGCAUGUAAAUAUCCUGUAACAUUUAGAUGAAUUUGUUAUUUGUUAAUAUUUGAAAGGGUUAUAGUUGAGACAACUUUAAGUGGAAAGUGAUAUAUUUAAGGUGGGAAGUCAUUACUGUUAAGAAAUUAAAAUGAUUAACAGAGGUGAAUACAAUAUCUGUGGUCUGAAUGCUUUAUUGGUCCCCUACCAAUCCAACGGGAGGGAACUAUAUGUUUUGUCUCCAUCUGUCUGUCUGUCUAUCCCACAUAUAGAUUUUCAUAUGGUUUUUUUUUUAAAUGUGUCGAGAUAUUGAGCUGAAAGUCUGCGUAUAGCUUUGUCAUAUACUGUUACAGAUGGAGUUUG
This is a messenger RNA of Gigantopelta aegis, 3830 nucleotides long. Its product is annotated as cell wall protein DAN4-like. The record is from RefSeq and is a predicted model, not a curated record. The transcript is spliced from 9 exons. Bases 67 to 696 code for a protein of 209 amino acids. Gene Ontology annotation, cellular component: cytoplasmic vesicle. Lineage: Eukaryota; Metazoa; Mollusca; Gastropoda; Neomphalida; Peltospiridae.